AUGGCCGCGCGCGCGCUCCUCGCACUCGACGACGUGGCUGCGAUGCCCGCGCCCGGUCUCAGCGCCCCCACCAGCGUCAGCUUCAGCCCCGACAACCGCUGCAUUGCCUUUCUCCACGCGCCCAACGCGCCCCGCGGCCGCCUCGCGCGGCAGCUGUACGCGCUCGACGUGGCCACGCGCGCCGUCUCACGGGUAGCCGCUGCGCCGCCCGACAGCGCCGCCGUCAGCCGCGACGAGACGCUCCGGCGCGAGCGGCAGCGGCAGAUGGGCCUCGGCAUCACGUCGUACGCGUGGACGCCCACGCGCGGACGGGCAGCGGGGCUGCUGUACCCUCUACAAGGCGAUCUCUAUUACCAAGCGCACGUGGGGGCGCCGCUUACGUUGCUCGUGGACAAAGCCAGGACCGGUGCAGCAGGAGGCGCGAUUUUGGACCCGCAGGUGUCGCCCGACGGCCGCUACGUGGCGUUCGUGCAGGACAAGGAGCUCUACGUGGUCCCGACGCCGACGGGACAGCCGUCAGGACCGCCGCCACGGGCUGUGCAAGUGACGCGCGGCGCGCGAGCAGUCGACGGCCUGUCGAACGGCCUCGCGUGUUUCCUGACGCAGGAGGAACUCGGCCGGUUUCGCGGCUUUUGGUGGUCGCCCGACAGCGCGCAGCUCGCAUUCGAACAGGUGGACGAGCGCGCGAUCCCCAAGUACCGCAUCAUGCACUCGGGCAGUGCGACGCCGACGGGAGACGACGUGCAGGAAGACCACCGGUACCCUUUUGCAGGCGGGCGCAACCCCACGAGGCGGCUGGGCGUGAUCAAAUUGCCACGAGAGGCCGAGCAAGAGGAGAGUGGCGGGAUGCAGAGUGGCGGGGCUGGCCGACAAGCGCUGGACGGUGAGGUGCCGACGCCCGUGUGGAUGGACUUUGCGUCGCUGGACACGGACUUUUACAUUUCUCGAGUGAAUUGGCUGCCGGAUAUGUCGCUCGGGGUGCAGAAGUUGAAUCGCCUGCAGACGGAGGUGUCGUUUUUGAGAUUUGAUGUGGAAACUGGACAGGCCACAACGCUGCUUGAGGAGACGAACCCCGUGUGGGUGAAUGCUAGUUACUUGUACCGCAAUAUUGAAGUGGAGAGCAAGAACGCGUUUCGUUUCUUGUGGGCGUCCGAGCGCAGUGGCUUCAUGCACCUGUACUUGUACGAGUACAUGGCUGGGGCACGCAGUGCAUGGCUCUUGGGCGCUGUAACAAGUGGCGAAUGGAAUGUGGAAUCGGUCGAAGGUAUCGACUUGACACAGGGACGCGUAUACUUUUGUGGAACAGCGGACUCUCCACUGGAGCGUCAUCUGUACGUGACAUUGCUCUCCCCGGUCAGUGACCCACCGCCUCAUCCCAUCAGAUUGACUGGUCCAGCAGGCAUGCACAACAUCGUCAUGGAUAGCAGUUGCCGCAUGUUUGUGGAUGUGUACAGCAAUUUAACGACACCACCGCGUGCGCUAGUGUGCACGGUGCCUUCAGAAGCCCAUAUCCGAGCUGUAAAGCCGCUCACACCUGCAGAUCCGAGUUCAGCUGCGGAAGUAGCAGCAGCACCAUCAGCGGAACUUACCGCGCUAUUCCAAGUAGUUCUUGACUCGGCAUAUCCCUUGACUACUGAGCAGGAGGAUUUACGUGUGGCGAUGCUUCAAGCCCAAGGCAAACUCUGUAUUCCCAAGAUCAUAUCAGUUCCUACCCGCGAUGGUAAGGAAACGCUGUUCGGGGCAGUAUACUUACCGGAUUCGAAGGUGCACGGUGAAGGCCCGUACCCUACAAUGGUGAGCGUAUACGGCGGACCUCAUGUGCAGCGCGUUGCACGCACGUGGGCAAUGACUGCCGACAUGCGAGCACAGCGAUUCCGUGACAUGGGAUAUGCUGUACUGAAGGUUGACAAUCGUGGCAGCUUUCGUCGCGGCUCAGCUUUCGAGGGCGCCAUUAAGCAUUGUAUGGGUACUGUAGAAAUUCUAGAUCAAGAGGACGGCGUUCGCAAAUUAGUGGAUGAAGGCGUGACGAUCAAGGGUCGAGUGGGAAUUUACGGCUGGAGUUAUGGUGGCUACAUGGCGGCCCUCUGUUUAAUGAAAGCUCCUGAGACGUUCAAUCUUGCUAUCGCCGGGGCUCCGGUGACGAGUUGGGACGGCUACGAUACUUGCUAUACCGAGCGCUAUAUGUCCACGCCGCAGCUUAACCCGACAGGCUAUCGGAAUGGCUCUGUAAUGGAGGCUGUUGGCAACAUGCGGAAGGGGCAGAAGUUACUGCUCAUUCAUGGGCUGAUUGAUGAGAAUGUGCACUUUCGCCACACUGCCCGACUUAUCACGGCUCUGAUCAAUGCCCGGAAGCACUAUGAUUUGCUACUCUUUCCAGGUGAGCGCCACUCACCACGUCACCUAGAAGACCGAAUUUACAUGGAGCAGCGCAUCGCCGAGUACGUCGAAAAUAACGUGUGA
Hyaloperonospora brassicae is the source of this 2460-nucleotide messenger RNA. Lineage: Eukaryota; Oomycota; Peronosporomycetes; Peronosporales; Peronosporaceae. The record is from the annotation of a GenBank genome assembly.